Messenger RNA from Acinonyx jubatus (cheetah), 3497 nucleotides. RefSeq names its product tripartite motif containing 59 (gene TRIM59). The record is from RefSeq and is a predicted model, not a curated record. NCBI's taxonomy places the organism in Eukaryota, Metazoa, Chordata, Mammalia, Carnivora, Felidae. The transcript has 3 exons. Gene Ontology annotation, molecular function: zinc ion binding. Gene Ontology annotation, biological process: cilium assembly. Gene Ontology annotation, cellular component: centrosome; cilium; intraciliary transport particle B. Bases 222 to 1433 code for a protein of 403 amino acids.
GCGAGGCCCCGCCCCAUCUGGGCACCUGAAAUCCCUCAGGGCGGAGGAGGGCGGGGACGCAGAGCAUCUCGGGGACGCCUAGCCUGGAGGCCGUAGAGCUGUUUCUGCCUGUGGAGUAGCUCUGUCUCUUCCUCCCCGGGAAUACGAAUAAAAGAAUCUGAAAAAGUUGGAGAAGAUAAAGUAUAUUCAGUCGCUAAGCCAGAAGAUCAACAAAGUAGGAAAUGCACAAUUUUGAGGACGAGUUAACAUGUCCCAUUUGUUACAGUAUUUUUGAAGAUCCUCGUGUACUACCAUGCUCUCAUACGUUUUGUAGAAAUUGCUUGGAAAAUGUUCUUCAAGCAUCUGGGAACUUUUAUAUAUGGAGACCUUUACGAAUUCCACUCAAGUGCCCCAAUUGCAGAAGUAUUAUUGAAAUUGCUCCAAGUGGUAUUGAAUCUUUACCUGUUAAUUUUGCAUUAAGGGCUAUAAUUGAAAAGUACCAGCAAGAAGACCAUCCAGAUAUCGUUACCUGUCCUGAACAUUACAGACAACCAUUAAAUGUUUACUGUCUCCUAGAUAAAAAAUUAGUUUGUGGUCAUUGCCUUACCAUAGGUCAACAUCAUGGUCAUCCCAUAGAUGAUCUUCAGAGUGCCUAUCUGAAAGAAAAGGAUACACCUCAAAAACUGCUUGAACAGUUAACUGACACACACUGGACAGAUCUUACUCGUCUUAUUGAAAAGCUGGAAGAACAGAAAUCUCAUUCAGAGAAGAUGGUCCAAAGUGAUAAGGAAGUUGUUCUCCAGUAUUUUAAGGAGCUUAGUGAUACAUUAGAACAGAAAAAAAAAACCUUCCUAGCUGCUCUUGGUAAUGUUAGCAAUCUGAUUAAUCAAGAAUACACUCCACAAAUUGAAAGAAUGAAAGAAAUAAGAGAGCAGCAGCUUGAAUUAAUGACACUGACAACAUCUUUACAGGAAGAGUCUCCACUGAAAUUUCUUGAAAAAGUUGAUGAUAUCCGCCAACAUGUACAGAUUUUGAAACAAAGACCACUUCCUGAGGUUCACCCUGUUGAAAUUUAUCCUCGAGUAAGCCAAAUACUGAAAGAAGAUUGGAGCAGGACAGAAAUUGGACAAAUUAAGAAACUUCUCAUUCCUGAAAUGAAAAUUUCUUCAAAGAGGAUGCCAUGUUCCUGGCCUGAUAAGGAUGAAAAAGAAGUCGAAUUUUUUAAGAUUUUAAACAUAGUUAUAGUUACAUUAAUUUCAGUGAUACUGAUGUUGAUCCUUUUUUUUAACCAACACAUAAUCACCUUUUUAAAUGAAAUCACUUCAAUAUGUUUUUCUGAAGUCUCUCUAUCUGUUUACCAUAGUUUAUCCAACAAUUUGCAUGAUUUAAAGAAUAUGCUAUGUCACACUUUAUAUUUACUGAAGGAAUGCAUGUGGAAAAUAUUUUCUCAUUGAAAAUUCAAAUCUGAAUUGCUUAAAUAGGCUUACUCUGUACAGCAGAGACCAACAAUUGCUAAAGGGAGAAAUAGGGUAGCAUGGAUAAAUAGCAAACUAAAUUAUCAGAGUUGCAAAUACAAAUACAUAGAAAUGUUAAACCAUCCAUGUGUCUUAGAUGGAAAUAUGUCAGAAAUGACACAGAAUGUGUCUAAACUAGAAUAUCUAGUAACUAAUACAUUAUCCUAUUUUAUUUUGCUUGAUGCUGACUUUAUCGCUGUGACAUUGAAAUAUUUCUGUACCAAUCCUGUCUUUUAGCAUUAUUCUUUUACAUCAUCAUAUGCUGCAGUGGUUGGUUAGUGUUGCAGUUCUUUAUGUAUACAUAGCUUUUAGGUUAAAAGAUGGCAAAAUCCCUCAAGUGCAUAUAUACCUGUAUUUUGAUGUGGCCCCGGAGCCUUUGGGCAAAACCAGGAGGGUGAGUAGAGGUUUUAAUUCAAGCAGCAGUCUAAAAGUGGUAAGGGAUUGCUUACAUUAAGGUUGUUUCUGAUCAAACAUACAUGAUACAUUAAUGUAUUUUAGAUAAACAUUGCAUUAAAUCUAUCAACAUUCAUUCCUAACAAACUGCUGAUUUUGGAAAUGUGUUAGUGAACAGUGACCUUUCAAAUAAUGGUCUUUACUUUAUGGUUUGUGUAAAUGACUUUUGGUUAGUGCUUUAUUUAGUCUUACCAAUUUUUGGAUAAAAGCUCUAAAAACAUGUUAUUAGAAUAGUAUAUUGUUGAUAUAUUCCAUCCUUAGAGUUAGGUGGCAUCAUGUUAACUAUAUUCGUCUUAAAAAUGGUCUUAAGUUUUCUGCAAUUUGCUUAUGUGAAUAUCAAAGUACCAAUAAUUUAAUCUUUUCUUGAAUUUUGCUUAAAUGGGAGUCUGUAGUUAUUAAGUCAAAUCCCUUUAAUUAGUUCCCUUAUUAACAGGGACUGGAAUUGUGCUUGUGGUAGGACUUUUGGCUCUUUUGUCCAUGGAACUGUAAAUAUAAGGUUAUUUGCUUUCCAGAAAUCCUAAAUCAGCUGUUGCUCUUGGAUCCAUUCCCUAGGAGUCCUACCUAGCUCCGACUUUCAGGUCAUAUUAGGGAAUGCUCCUGGUCCUAGGUCACAUAUAAAAUGUCAUGAAUAUGACUAUAGUUCUAAAUUACUCCUGUUUGUUUAAGUUUUGAGAGAGAACAUGAGCAGACUCCAGGCUCUCAGCUAUCAGCAUAGGGCUCGAAUUCCCUAGCUGUGAAAUCACAACCUGAGCUGAAGUCGGAUGCUCAACUGAACCAUUCAGGUGCCCCUACUGAGAAGAAGUCUUAACACAAAAAUGGCUGGCUGUAUUAAAUUUAUGAUCAGAAUUAUCUAGCACAAUAAACAGUCAUGUGGGCAAAGAACAUUUGCAGGGUAUUAAUGGAAGUGGAGGGGAGAGCGAUUGAAGUAUCGAAAUAUACAACACAGUAACUUUACGCUGAAGUUGCAUUAAAUUUUAGUCACAACACAAAAAUGCCAUGUAUUUUUUGAGUACAUGUAUUAAUUAGUAAGCACUGAUAUUUGUUAGCUAUUAUGGGUCAAGCACUUACUGAAGUAGGUGUUCUACUUUUUAUAGAUAAGGAAACCCCAAAGUAAUUUGUCCAAGGCCAUACAGCCAGCAUAUGGGAGAACCCAUGUAUUAUUUUGAUAAUUAUUUUGAAAGUCCUGCUGUCAUGGUAUCAAAACUUUAAGCCAGUACAGUAGUUUUAUUUUUAUUAAAUUAAGGCUUCUAAUUUAUAUCUAAGAAUCAUUUGUAACUAAAAAUUGAAGCAUAUACCUAUGAACAUUUUAGGUUUGACAAACAUUUUGUAACUUGCCAGUUCUUAGUAGACAAAACUAUUUACCAAUUUUAUGUAGUAUGCAUGAACAUAGUCCCGAAUACAAAUAACUGAUUCUUACACAUGCUGCCUCUGUUUUGUAAUUUUUACCAGGAGUAUGAAAUUAUAAAAUUUAAAGUAUAUAAUCUUGAUAUAUUUCUAAGUUUUAUGUAUAACAAAAUAUUUUAAUAAACUUAUUUUGCUACUUUACUUGCA